AUGGAAUCGAAGAACUUUAAUUUGACAAAUGUUCAUGGACACGUCACCGAUUCUGACAAUAGUGACGUAAAUGAUGACGCAAUUAGUUUUUCAGCACAACAUAAUGUAGAAGUAAAUACAAUUCAAUUGCACUCCACAGGGACUAACAAUAACGAACCACUUGCAAAUGAAACCUUGUGCACAGUCGAUGAAGCAUCGAUUACCAGAUCAGAUGAAAAUAUUUCGCGUGAAAUCAGUGAACCUAGCCCGGUUUCGAUUCAAUUAGGCCGUGGCAGAGAAACAAUGGCAACAAAUAAUGGCAUAAAUACAAACACACAAGCUUCGUCAGUUACGCUUGAGGCAUUAUAUAGUCUGAUGUCAAACGUGAGCGAGCAAUUAUCUGAUUUAAAGAUGAGUCACAACACAACGAACACAAAACUGGCGAAUCUAGAAGUCAGCCACAACACAACGAACACAAAACUGGCGAAUCUAGAAAUCAGCCACAACACAAUGAACACAAAACUGGCGAAUCUAGAAAUCAGCCACAACACAACGAACACAAAACUGGCGAAUCUAGAAAUCAGCCACAACAUGACAAACACAAAAUUGUCAAACAUGGAAAUAGGGUUCCAACAGCAGUUUUCAAGUGUAAACACGCAAUUUGAAAACAUACACAGACAUUUCGAUCAACGCUUAAAUAAACUCACCAAUGAAAUCGAUCAAAAGAUCGAAGACAAAGUCAUCAAAACCGUCAAUAGUGUAUACAAUGUAUUGGCAAAUGACUUAGAAAAGAAAUUGUCAGAUCUUACAAACAAACAGGAACAGGAACUGUCAGAAAUAGUAGAAACACACAAUCAAACACAAACCGUACAAAAAGAAAUACAUGAAAACGUACAGGCUAUUCAGUUAAAUUUAACAAGAGUACAGUCCGCAUGUGAAGAAAUACCUGACCAAGUUAAUAAAGUUAACGAAGAAGUCGGUUUUCUGAAACAGGAGACUCGACGUAUCAACGCGGACAUUAUCAAAAUAAAUGAAACUUUAGAAAACGGUAAUGUAAAUGAAUCAAUAACUGACCGGGAAACAAAACUUUUUGAAAAAUUAGGUAAUGAAAUCAAAGUAGCCGAGGACAGAAUACGCAAGGAAAUUGCUGGUAGACUGAAUGUUUCAAAUGACUUGCCUACGUCAAGCAACAGGCAGCGCGACACUUAUUCGCCCGUGCCAGAUUACGAUGUCAAUAACGCAGAACAUCACGCGCCCAGUCCGGCGUAUGUGCACGCACCGGCACAGGCAAACAAUGGCUAUUCGCCAAACGCGGUGCUGCAACAGGCAGUAGAAGAGCCGAGCACAAGUAAUCGGAAUGAAUAUUCCGGAACCAAUCAAAACAACGGUAACGGAUAUCAUUUUAAUGGCAGUGGACAAAACCCACACAGUUGGCAUCCGUAUGCAACAAGGCCAAAUAAUGGAACCUGGAAUUACGGAAAUCGGAGGAACUCGGCGCCACAGAGACGUGAAGACCGAAGGUACAGUACAGAUUACGGUCCACGCCGGUAUGGAAAUGAUAGAAAUCACGUGAAUGAUUGGUCAGGCCCGCGUGAUGAAAGGCGGCACACAAAUGAAAAUUACAAUAGUUACAGUAAUAGGAAUGAUAGACCAAGGAGGAAUAGCGACGGCCGGUCGCAAGAAAAUGUUGCACGCAGCGGUCCGGAAACUAAUUGGCGACAGAAUAACCACUCAGUACACUUUGUAGAGGUAACGGACAGUACUGAAGCAACGCCUUUGUCUCCCCCGGUAAACAACAAUCGGUCGUAA
Messenger RNA from Schistocerca americana (American grasshopper), 1788 nucleotides. RefSeq names its product GATA zinc finger domain-containing protein 14-like. Lineage: Eukaryota; Metazoa; Arthropoda; Insecta; Orthoptera; Acrididae. The transcript is spliced from 2 exons. The record is from RefSeq and is a predicted model, not a curated record. The coding region runs from base 1 to 1788 and encodes 595 amino acids.